AAAUAUUCCAUAUUAAAUGUCAAGUCUGUAAAAUGACUUUGGCAGAUUCUAGAGAUGAUAAACAAAUACCCAUUCCAGGUGGUAGACAUUGAUUGACAAUCACAUAAUUAGCAAAUGCGAACUAAAAGGGACCGUUUGUGAAAGAAAAAAAAUUAUUUUUAAAGUCAUCAACCAUUUUCUAGCUCUUACCAUUCAUCGUCCUUUCAAAUUUUAACUGCAAAUAACAUUUGUUUUCAUAAGCCAAAUAAGCGGUGUUAUCCUUUUCUUGCAUUUUAAUUUUUUUGUAAAAUGCUUAUUAGAGCAAAUGUAAUUUCAAUUCUGCAAAAAUGUCGUGUUAAGACAGUGACAACAGGCUGUCUAUAAAUAAUAAAUAAAUUACAAGUUUUAGUGUUACAAAAAUUCAGCACAUGGCAUUUUGACUAGCACAAGAAAUGUUCUAGGAAAACAGCCAGCCGAUAUUAGACAUAUGGCUCAUAAUUGAAAACCAUUUCAUGUGGCAGUAAUAAUAGACGAAUAUAUCAUUCUGUAAACUCGUGUCCUUUGCUACAAUAUACAAAUUACAUGAUCACGUUUUUUUUUUUUUUUUUUGUGAAGUUUUUGAAAUUAUUUAUGAUUCACCACGUAUUGCAUUAUUUAUGAUUUUCUUCAAAUCAACAGUGCCAUUAAUUAAACAUUAGGCUCGUUUGAGAAAAAGAAAUCAUUAACAUUCUCGUAAAAGAUGACAAACCUAUCCCACUCCUUAUUUCCUUAUAAAUUUAUUAUUUAAGUAGAGGUGAUUUCAGAACACUUUCAUUCAAAGACAAAAGAGUGUACACAGCGCUUUUUAGAGAGCACACAGAAAAAAAAACAAUAAAACGAUAGUAAAACUAAUUUGAAAUUGCCAACUUUAUCAAGAACAAUGGAUCGACAAUUGUCUGGCCUAUGCCUGCUAGUUAUGCUCUUCGGCAGUUGUAAGGCUGAGUCGGCCAGGUUAGACCUCUCCAAGCCCAUAGUAAGGUAUACCUACAAGUGUAUUGUGGACUUCCAAGGGGACAGUUACUAUGAUCUAGUGACCCGCACGGACGGUUAUGGCUCUAUCAGUGGAUUAAACCCGUCAUGGGCAAUAUCUGCUAGCUUCACAGGCGGGUCUAGAAGCACUGGUGCCUGUGCCCGACAGGCUUUGGCGAAGAUUGAUUUUAACGCCGGUGCCGGAAAGAAACUACGUAUUGAUAUGUGUUUUAAGACCCCCUCCGGCAAGAACUUUAACAUCGGAGACUCCAUCAGUAACAAUGGCUAUGCCGGAGACAGCAAUCACCAGCGAAAUGAUGCCGAAAUCCAAAAUGACGGAACAAAGUUCCUUGCCUUCAGUCACGACGACUAUGGCUCUGACAGAACUCUAGUAGACGCUCCUGACACUAUCCAGCCGUACAGUUCGUUCAGUGUGGAGAUCGGAGACAACUACGUGGGUUGGGAUAACUACAAAGUCAUUCGAUCUCUCAACUCUACAGGACUUUUUGCUUUAAACGGCCAAGCAGAUAAAGGACCUAGAAAUCCGGGUCCUAACUACGAUAUCUUCAUGGGGAUGAACCGAGUUGUCCACGGAGCUUACCGAAAAGGCACGGGUCUGUGCGCUGUUGGGUUUAAGUGGCUCUAAAUAUAGACGCAAAUUUUUAUAAUGAUAAAAAAAGAUUUUUGAUUUUUCACUUCUGUAUUUGUAUACUUUAGUUGAAUUAUAAAUGAUAUUACUUUCUAAAAUUCUUGAAAAUUCCUGGCUCUGAUCUUCAUUUUUAAUGUUACCCUAAUGAGCAAUAAACAGCGAGACCUACUCUAUGAGUUUUUUCUUAAAAAAAAAGAGAAAUGUGCGGGACCUUUUUAUCUCACUUUUUCUUCACAAAAUGUGUCAAAUGUAACUUAGGCAAUUGAAACUACCACAGUGAUUGCAUCUGAAACAAUUUAUAAGCAGACCUACAUGUAAAUAAGUUUAAAUAUGAAGACUGGCAAAAUAUUACUUCAAUAUCCAAACUCUGAACCCCUGACAGUCCAGUUUC
Lingula anatina is the source of this 2027-nucleotide messenger RNA. RefSeq lists its product as uncharacterized. NCBI's taxonomy places the organism in Eukaryota, Metazoa, Brachiopoda, Lingulata, Lingulida, Lingulidae. The record is from RefSeq and is a predicted model, not a curated record.